AUGCGAUUCACUUUACUCGCUACGGCUACUCUCUCUAUCUUUCCUACCCUAUUUGCCGCGCCCAUGCCUGUGAAGACGAGCGCAGUGACGAUCCGUGAUACUCAAACCGAUAAUCUAGUAGCCGCCGUCUCCAAUGCCCAAACUCUUGGCUCAGCCGUUAGUGGUAUCGUAGCACGUAUCAAGGCAGAUCCAAUAAACUCAUUAAAAGUGUAUGAAGACGAUUCACGUACUGGAACAUAUGAUAUUCCCAAAGGAUUGUCCAACGCAUUCAACACUGCUUUAAAUGGAAUUGAGACUCUACCUUCUUUAACAAGCUCAAGUAAUCCAUCAGAAGAGGUAUUUGCGGAUUUCGGACCUUUGGUCAAAACUAUUACAGUUAGUUUAUUCUAUACUGCAAUAGAUUUAAAACUCCUCACUCAAGAUACGGCCGGUUUGUACGUUCCUGGAUAUAGUAAAUUCAUCGGUGAUUUAGACGUAAACUCAUUCGCAUAUGUAAAAGCUUUAGAUGCUAAAUACAUUGGAUUCACAGACGCACUUGCUACAGCCGUCGGCGCAGAUACACCUUUGGGUCAAGCAAUCAAAGCUCUUGGUGGACAAACGUUCUAUCUCAUCUUCGACCACGUUUCGCCUACUGGAUAA
Messenger RNA from Kwoniella shivajii, 639 nucleotides. RefSeq lists its product as uncharacterized. The transcript is spliced from 4 exons. The coding region runs from base 1 to 639 and encodes 212 amino acids. Lineage: Eukaryota; Fungi; Basidiomycota; Tremellomycetes; Tremellales; Cryptococcaceae. The record is from RefSeq and is a predicted model, not a curated record.